AGCCCCGCGUUGUCUCUGGCGGAUAGAAACCAUUGCUAAGCUUCCUUUCACGAACCUAAACCAUCCUCCAACCUCGUCUUUUAGUUACCUACCCAUCUCAGUAGAUUGCGACAGCUCAUCCCAAUUACCGACUGCAGACAUUCUCUAUCGCAGCAUCCCAGUUGAUCUCAAUCUCAAAUUCUAACGAUGUCUCUCAAGGGUCCCUCUCCGCAACACCACGAUGGCUCUGGCCUGCGCAUCGGCAUUGUCCACGCUCGUUGGAACUCAACCAUCAUCGACCCUCUUGUGACCGGUGCCAAGGAGAAGCUCCUCGCAGCUGGUGUUAAGGAGUCCAAUAUUGUCAUCCAAUCUUGCCCUGGCUCCUGGGAGCUCCCCAUUGCCGUCCAGCGCCUGUUCUCCGCCUCUCAGAUCCAGGGUACCUCGACUGGCGGUCCUUCGGCAACCGAUCUUCUGGCUUCAUCCACUACCGAUCUCACCUCUCUUCCCGCCUCCUCUGGCGCCUUUGAUGCCAUCAUCGCUGUCGGCGUUCUAAUUAAGGGAGAGACCAUGCACUUUGAGUACAUUGCCGAGUCAACUUGCCAGGGCCUUAUGCGCGUGCAGCUCGACACUGGCGUUCCCGUCAUUCUUGGUGUCUUGACCGUUCUGACCGAGGACCAAGCGAAGGCUCGUGCCGGUGUCGACGGUAAGGGUCACAACCAUGGAGAGGAUUGGGGUCUGGCGGCUGUCGAGAUGGGUGUCAAGAGAAAGGAGUGGGCCAACGGCACCAUUGAUGGUUAGAACAGCAAUGUGCAUGACAAAUGAUAAAAUAUCACAUUUUGGACAAGGCGUGGAUAACCUUGGCGCUCGUCAACGGAUCGAUGAAAGCAUGACUUGGGCCACAGAUGAAUACCAUUCCGAAAAUGACCUCCCAAUUAGUCAAUUACCGCAUAAAGAUGUAUCUAUCAUGCGCCAGUCUCACUCCUAAUGAGCCAGUGCCUAUCAUAUCUUUCCCCACGACGCCCGGGUGAAAAGCACUUCUAGAAUAUACAAUUGUAUGUGGCUCUCCACUCGGCGGUUGAGCUAUUUCAACCCAUGGAUAUCCAGAUGCAAAAAUAGAGCAUAUAAACCAAUCUUACCUCCGUCUCUUUUGUAAUAAUUCCGCACUCACUAAUCCUUCGAACUAUAUCAUGGUUCCAAAAUCGCUUCCCAGUCCCUUCUUUGACUUCCACAUGCUACGCUUCUUGUCUCGCUUGGCCUUCAUCGCCUCCCACCCUUCCUCGUCAUCAUCAUCUGAACCGUCACCCGCGGAGCUUACCACGUUAAUAGUAGACUUGCCCUUGGGAUCAUCCCAGCGACCCAGCGCUCCAGACAUAGUGUUGGUGCGUCGGUGGGGGUCAGGGGCUGCUGCAGCCGGCAUUUGUGAUACUGGGCGAUAUCGGCCGGGAAGACCGAUGUUGCUUCGCUCAGAUGGCGCAAUUGACGGAGUGUAUCCCAUAGGGGGCAUGCCGUGAAUCGAACCAGCGUAUCCGCCAGGUGGUGGCAGGAAGGGAGCGCCUGAAGGUGGCGCCACCAUGCUCAUGGUACGCAUUCCGGCGUCCAUGCGGCGAGGAGGCUCUAAAGCUGGCUCAAGCAUCAUUGAGUGGCGAGAUGAGAGGUCAUUCAUAGACUGAGUGGCAGAAAGUCCUCCAUAAGGUUGCAUUGGUGGCAUCAUUCCGGGUUGCUGCUGCUGCUGGUUGUUGGUAGCCAUCAUUUGCAUAAACUGCAUCUGCAUCUGCAUGAACUGUGACAUCUGCUGGGUCAUUUGAAGCUGUGCCUGGUCUCCCACGGUGAGCUGUGGUGGCGCCAUGGGCAUAGGCAUCUGUUGUUGAGACAUGCCCAUACCUGGCAUAUUGUACAUGCCGCCCAUACCAUUCAUCACGCCUUGGGGCAUGUUGUCGAAAGGAGGUCCUUGAGGCCCAUUCAUGCCAGGGACGAACUUCUGGCCAUUUGCGUUAGGACCGCCGCGGCGCAUAGCUCUUGAGCGUUCCUCACUGGCGAUCACGCCAACCAACCCUCCAGGAGGCAGGGAUUGCUGAGACUCUGAAGCAGGAAGACCGCCGCUGAAAGUGAGCGACUCCCGCAUAGCAGGCUUUGCGAUACCUGCACCAACAAAAGGGUCCUGAGGAAGACCCCGGGCGAAUGCAGGUAGCAUCGAAUGGCGCUGGUUUUGACCGCUGCUCUCGCCCAUCGCCGAGCCGGGUCUUGGGGGCGCCAGCUGGGUUGAUGCUCGCAGGUUGGGGUUGGAGCCCAUGGUGCUGAGUCUAGCGGGUGGUCGGUUCUUGCUGGGGAAGCCGUGAGCUUGCAGAAUGGCCAAAGGAACCUCCUCGUCGUCAUCCUCGUCAGAAGCACCUGCCGGGGGUCCGGGAGAUGGUGUCUUCAUGAGGUGAAGUUGAGGUGCACUCAUCGAGCUAGCCAGCCCAGGCCUUUCAUGUGAUUGCAUAUCAGGCUGCUCUCCAGUGACUUUCAUCAUCUGCUGUCGAUAGACUGCCAUAUGAGCCUCCUGCUUUCUCCUCUGCUUUGCUUGCUGCUUGGACUUCUCAAUCUCGUCCUCAUCAUCAUCAUAAUUGAUUUCGUCGUCAUCGUCAUCGUUGGGGGUUGACUGCAUUACUCCAUCGCUCAAAUCGUGACGCUCUUUGUCUUUUCGGUACUUUUCGAACUGGGCUGGGGUCAUGACCUUAUUGUUUCGUGGUGGGCUAGGGGCUCGAGAAUUGAAACGGUUGGUGAUACGCGAAGAAUGAGCGGAAGUUCCUUCGAACAAAUUGUCGUCUCCUCUGUUGAAGCUGCUGUUGAGAGGCUUCCUCUCGAAUGAUGAGAAGGAAUCUUCGUUUCGUCGGUAACGGCCGGAAGGGGGGUUGGGGCUACUGGACUCGGAAAGCAACCUUCCGACUGCGAUGGAAUCCUGCAGUAACUUUGCAUCUUCAUCCUCAAUGAUAUCGGACGGCCGGUUCGACGUCUUGAAGGAACUCUGGUGGCGCGGAACAGGGGGUGGCACAUCAUCAAGCUCAGGGGUCCCAGGUUGAGAUCCGAGAAGAUUGUCGUCUUCGUUGCGGCUGUGCCACGACUCAGGGCCAGGCUCAACCUUGGUGAUCUUGUUGAUACUCAAAGGGGGCGGCUGGAUGGGUCGGUUGCUGGUAAGUGAGCGAGGAGCCGCGGACCCGUCAGCCCUCAUGGUGGCGACGCUCGCUCUCUUAUCGAAGGAGGAGAACAUGGAGCUGAAAUCACCUCCCAUAUCCAUGCCCCCAUUCUCCAUCUCUAACUUUGGCGGUGUAGCAGUGCUGGUUGUAGAUUCAGUCAAGCCUCUAGAUCUUCCACCAAAAGCAUCCUGUUGAAUGGCUGGAACGGGAGGGAUGUCGUUGUUGUCAAUCUUUGGGGAAGACGCGUUGUGUUUUUUCUGGACCCCAAAAGAAAAUGUUCGACCCGCUCGGUUCAGAAAUCCGGACCCGCUGGAUUUUACUCCAGGUCGAGGAGCGAUCUCGUGCAAGUUCUUCUUCUGUGAAUGGGAAUGUUUGGGAUCGUCCUGACCCUCGAGAUUCGUAGAAGACGGAGUAGUCGAGGCAUUGCUGUGCCUUGAUGAGGUAUCAGUUGAUGUGGCUUUGGUCGUAUUAGAGGCCCCACUUCCCCUGGAAAGGAGUCAGCGCCAUGGUGCAUGACUUAGGUUGUGUUAUUUUUAUCUUUCCAGAACCAACGGCAGUCGUGCAACAUUCCUUGGCGAGUCACACAGGCAGAGGAGGGAGGAGGCGGGGGAUCGAGGGGAAAACUCACCUGUUGCCACUCUUGAGGUCGGCAAACAUGUUAUCUUCAGUGUCGAGUUCCAGACGACUAGGCUUAGGAAUGUGAUGACCAGAGUUCCUGGCCAUUCUGGCGCCUCCGUCAAAUGAUUUGCCGAGCGCAGGGUCGGUGCGCUCAAUAACUCGGAAUGACGAUUGCUCUGGUGUUACUGACGCAUGCUGAAAAUCCUCCGAGGUUGCGGUUGACUUCCGCCUGUUAAACGCAACACCGAAUCUAGGCAUGUAGAAGGUAUAAUAAUAGAAUAUCGGUUUGGGAUUAGAUACAACCCAUGAAAGAGACUCGGAACGGUCCGAGCUGAGCUGAAGUUAUUGGUACUGCUUUAUUGAUCGAUAUACGGCGGCGUUUUGGGCCAGGUAAUAUGAAAUCGAAACGAAGAUAUGGAACAAAGAUUGCAGGUCGUGCGUUGAUGCGGCGUUUGAUAACGAUAGCGAGGGUAUUCGAACCGAACCGUGUCAAGCAAACAAGAUGCGUAUGAUAGACGCGGAUAACUGCAUGAUUGAGGGAUCGCCGGUCAGCUGGUGUUGGUGACAAAUGAUGUACUGAAGGUUGUCGCAAUUGUUGAGGGCACCGCACGUAAAGGAAUUGAGCGGGAAAGAUAGCAACAGAGCAGCAGCAAUAAGCAGUGCAAUACGGCCGUGGGUAUACAGAAUCGGGGACAAGAGGCUUUAUCGGAAUGAAGAGAGUCGAGACAAGUUCCAGAGAAGAAACAUAUAAUCCGGGUGGUUGGAGGCAUGUGUCAUUGAUCCAAGGCAAAGAGAGUUGAGACUCACAUUAUGAUCUCCAGAAACGAAGGACGGUUUGUAUUAGGAGUAAAAAGUGGCUGGUUAAAGCCGGAACAAGACGGUCGGGGCAAAGGCGAGAGCGAGAGUGAAAGUAUGUAUGUAUAGAAAGUAAGACGAUAGAGGCUCAGUCUUAGUCGUCUCGUAUCGUCUCAAAGUCUCUCUCUUCGAUGGGCAAAGACAGACUGAUAGAACGAGACUUGACAGGCGGCUAACGUCAACGACAGAAACGCAGCAGUAAAAAAGUUAGGAAGCGGAGAUGAUUAGGGGGGGGGAAGAAGCGAGUGGUGGUGGUGAGGUUUGAACGAGAGAAAGAUGGCGAACGAGCAGAAGCGAGUCCAGACUAGACCAGACCUGACCAAUUCAGUGGUGGCCCGACAGGCUACAUAGAUAGGUACAGGCUACAGUACAAACAGCGCCAGUCAGUACAGUUCAUGGAUCCAAUUCAAUCCAAUCGACAUGGAUAUUUAGGGUCAUGGAUAAGUGAACGGCCAAGCAC
Messenger RNA from Fusarium odoratissimum NRRL 54006, 5085 nucleotides. RefSeq names its product 6,7-dimethyl-8-ribityllumazine synthase. Lineage: Eukaryota; Fungi; Ascomycota; Sordariomycetes; Hypocreales; Nectriaceae. The record is from RefSeq and is a predicted model, not a curated record. Gene Ontology annotation, cellular component: intracellular anatomical structure; riboflavin synthase complex; mitochondrial intermembrane space. Gene Ontology annotation, molecular function: 6,7-dimethyl-8-ribityllumazine synthase activity. The transcript is spliced from 2 exons. Gene Ontology annotation, biological process: riboflavin biosynthetic process. The coding region runs from base 187 to 777 and encodes 196 amino acids.